AUGGAAGAGACAGAUCAAAUUUCCAAUCUGCCAGAGCCAGUUUUGGACCACAUUCUGUCUUUCCUUGACAUUAAAGAUGCUGCGAAAACGAGUACAUUGUCAAAGGUUUGGAAUAGUAUUUGGACUUACCUUUCCUCCUUAGAUUUUGGUGAUAAUUAUUUACAUAAGUCCAAAAACACUGUGGAUCUAAUUCUAGCAAAUCGGCUAAACCAGAACAUCUCUAUAAAAAGGUUCAAGGUUAAUUUACCAAAUUAUCGGUUUAAAGCUCUGCAUGAUUGGAUUAAGGUACUUAUAACCUGUAAUAUCAAAGAGUUGUUCAUAGAUGUAGGCGUAUACACUCACAACAAGUUUCCUGAAGCAAUUUUUGCUGCCAAAUCAUUAAAUGUGCUUAGCUUACGCGGAUUUAAGCUCGAACUACCCUCUGAUCAUCGCGUUAAGUUUUAUUCUCUACGAGAGUUGCACCUCGAGGACUCAUUUUUGGACGAGAAAUUACUUCAAGCUAUAUAUGCAAUUUGUAGUGAUUUAGAAGUUUUGUCUUUGAAGAGAUUUCAUGGAUUAAUCAGUUUACAAGUUGCGGGAACGUUGCCUAAACUAAGGACAGUAAGGUUGAAAUUUUGCCCUCCUAAAUUCAAGAAGGUUGAUAUUGUAGCACCUAAUCUUAAAGACCUUUAUAUUAGUUCUUUUAAUCUGGACCUACAUGUAAUUGAGAUAACUGCUUGCAAAUCCUUAAAGUGUUUGAAGCUUACUGCUGUGGCUGUCAAUGACAAAUGGUUAGAGAGACUCCUUCCAAAUCUACCGAACCUUGAAGUCAUUUAUUUAGAUCAUUGUCAGUCCUUGAACUUCGUGAAGAUUUCAAAUAGUCGCGUUAAGUUUUUGAAAGUAGUCGCGUGCUCUCAUUUGAUUGCUGUUGAUAUGGAUGAUGCUCCUAACUUAUUAAGAUUCUCCUAUGACAUUCGUCAUGGAAGAGAUGGACUAUUGGGCUAUUUUGAACCCUCGCCUAUAUUCAAACUGAAAGCUUCACGAUUGCUGGAGGUUAUGAUCAAAUUAAUCCCAGAUCCUGAAGCUCUUGACACUGAUUGGUACUCCAAGCUCACAGAGUCUAUUGGUAACUUUAAUAAAUCCAGGGCUAUUACACUAAGUUGCGACUCUGACAAGGUGAUAAUUAUACCGAAACCUAUGAGAGAAAACUUGGUUCCUCCACUUAAUGGUACUAAGCAUAUACAUAUAAAAAUUAUGGAUAGGACGAAUUAUUCAAUUGUGGAUGUUGUUGAUAGUUUGCUUUGGAUUUCUCCUCAACUGGACACCCUAUCUGUUGAUCAGGGUCGAAGCAUACAGAGCUUGAUCAAGUUUACAUACCGAGAUGCUGAUGAUGAUGAAGAUGACAAACCUUGUUGUGCAUCUCUAGCUUGGAAAUGUUGGAGUCAUGAGUUGAAGAGAGUUCAAUUGCAAAACUUUACACGUACGGAGCUAGAGAAGUUGAGAAACUAUUUUCUCAAAAUUUCAGAUACUUUGAGCAUAAUUGAAGAUUCACCAGAAUGCAGCCUUUUAACUUCACCUCAAUAA
Molecule: messenger RNA, 1563 nt
Organism: Solanum stenotomum
Lineage: Eukaryota; Viridiplantae; Streptophyta; Magnoliopsida; Solanales; Solanaceae
Product: putative F-box/LRR-repeat protein At3g18150
Exons: 3
Coding region: 1-1563 (520 amino acids)
Molecular function (GO): protein binding
Source: RefSeq, a predicted model, not a curated record